Saprolegnia parasitica CBS 223.65 is the source of this 1417-nucleotide messenger RNA. RefSeq lists its product as hypothetical. Lineage: Eukaryota; Oomycota; Saprolegniomycetes; Saprolegniales; Saprolegniaceae. Gene Ontology annotation, cellular component: membrane. The annotation marks the transcript as partial. The record is from RefSeq and is a predicted model, not a curated record. Gene Ontology annotation, biological process: transmembrane transport. Gene Ontology annotation, molecular function: ABC-type transporter activity; ATP hydrolysis activity; ATP binding. The transcript has a single exon.
AUGGUCACCGGCGCGCUCUUUGCGGCCGCGACCGGCAUCGCCCAGCCAGUGCAGAUCCUUUUCUUUGGCGACAUCAUCAACGCCUUCAACCCGACGAACGGCGACGUCAUUGACGCCGACCUCUUCCGCAGUAGCAUCAACAGCGUCGUGCUCAAGUUUGUGUACCUUGGCCUUGGCGUUCUCUUUACCGCGUUUGGCCAAGUCGCUUGCUGGACGAUCUCGGCGUCGCGCCAGUCCAAGCGCAUUCGGCACGCCUACGCCAGUGCGAUUCUGCGCCAAGAGGUCGGCUGGUUUGACGUGAGCGAGCCGAUGACGCUCGCGACGCGCGUGGUGGACACGACGCUCCUCGUGCAAAACGGCAUUGGGCGCAAGAUCGGCGACGGCAUCAACUACGCGGCCAUGGGCGUUGGCUCGAUCGUCCUGGCCUUUGUGUACGGCUGGGAGCUCUCGCUCGUGCUCUUUGCCUUGACGCCCUUUAUUGGCCUCUCGGCUUACUACAUGACCAAAGCCAUGUCGGACGCGGUGCAAACCGGCGUCGACGCGUACGCCGAGGCCGGCGGGGUUGCCGAAGAAGCUUUGAGCAACAUCCGCACCGUGCACAUGUUUCACGCGAUGGAGCGCAUCGCUGCCAAGUACCAAGUCGCGCUCGCCAAGACGGAAGCCGCCGGCGUCAAGAAGGGGCUGGCCAUCGGCGUUGGCACCGGUGUCAUGUUCUUCAUGCAAUUCCUCACCAACGGCCUCGGCAUGUACUAUGGCGCCGUCAAGAUCAGCAACGACAUCGCGGACGGGUGCAUCGCGAGCGACUGCUACAACGGCGGCCGCGUCAUCACCAUCUUCUUCUGCAUCGUCAUGGGCGCCAUGGCGCUCGGCCAGGCCGGGCCGGCGCUCCAAGCCAUCUACACGGCGCGCGCGGCUGCCCACGAUGUCUUCGCGCUCAUUGCCCGCACCUCGCUAAUCGACGUGACGGACGCGUCGGGCACGGUCCUGGAUCCCAACAAGGUGCGCGGGGACAUUGCGUUGGAAAACAUUUCGUUUGCGUACCCGUCACGCGCGCACGUCCAAGUGUGCGCCGGCUACUCGCUCGUCAUUCCCGCGGGCCAAAAGAUUGCGCUCGUGGGGGCGAGCGGGUCGGGCAAGAGCACGAUCGUCUCGCUCCUCGAGCGCUUUUACGACCCCGUGGGCGGCCGCAUUACGCUCGACGGCGUCGACUUGAGAGACCUCAACGUCGCGUCGCUCCGCGCGCAAAUCGGUCUCGUCGGCCAAGAGCCGAGCUUGUUUGCAGACACGAUCGCCAACAACAUCCGCCGCGGCAAACCGGACGCGACGCUCGAAGAGGUCAUGGCCGCCGCCAAGCAAGCCAAUGCCUUUGACUUUAUCAUGGGGUUCCCCGCGGGCUUUGACACGGACGUCGGCGACC